ACGAGAAAGUUUUAAACAGAAUUCUAUUUCUUUUAACUCGUGUAAAAUUCAACGGUUUGAUUAAAAGAGCGAGAUCAACGUACCAUUAACAUAAGGCCAAUAAAUUUCAGCUGAUUAAUCGUGCUAUAUACCAUGAAUCGCAAUAAAAAUUGCUCAUAUAAAGAGACUUAAAACUCCUAACCUUCUGUGAACAUACAAUAUAAUACAAUGCAACUCUUAUAUAUCUCGAUACAAUAUUAUUUAUACAGUAGCAUAGAUCGCAUGAGCACAAUGAAACAACGACGUCUUCCCGCGAUUGUCGCAUGAGAGAUAAACUAUUACGAAGGAAUUUGAAUGAAAUGCGAAUGUAGGCAUAUCCUUUUGCGUUUGAGAUAAUUGAAAAUGUUUCGAAGUCGAAGCUGGUUCGGUGGCGGGCUUUGGAAGCCUAAGAAUCCCCAUUCCCCAGAGCAUCUCAAAUACUUGUACAAUGUACUGUCAAAAAAUCAGACUGUGUCUGAGAAUAAUAGAGGUUUAUUGGUCGAAACUUUACGUUCGAUAGCUGAAAUUCUUAUAUGGGGUGAUCAAAAUGAUAGCAGUGUAUUCGACUUUUUUCUAGAAAAAAACAUGCUUUCAUUCUUUUUACGUAUUAUGAAACAAAAAUGUGGAAGCUAUGUAUGUGUUCAAUUGCUUCAGACAUUAAAUAUUUUAUUUGAAAACAUACGUAACGAGACAUCUUUAUACUAUCUCUUGAGUAAUAAUCAUGUAAACAGCAUAAUAGUGCAUAAAUUUGACUUUAGUGAUGAGGAAGUAAUGGCAUACUAUAUUAGUUUUCUGAAGACACUUAGUUUGAAAUUAAAUGCACAUACCAUCCAUUUCUUCUAUAAUGAGCAUACCAAUGAUUUCCCACUGUAUACAGAAGCAAUUAAAUUUUUUAAUCACUCGGAGGGUAUGGUACGCAUAGCUGUAAGAACUUUGACGCUGAACGUAUAUCGCGUCGAGGAUGCAUCCAUGCUAGCUUUUAUAAGGGAUCGUACAGCUGCACCAUACUUUAGUAAUCUCGUAUAUUUCAUUGGUGAUCAUAUUAUAGAAUUGGACACCUGCGUUCGAAAUGAUGCCGAUCAUCAGAGUCAAAACAGAUUGUCAGAUUUAGUUGCAGAACAUUUGGAUCAUCUGCAUUAUUUAAAUGACAUUUUAUGCUUGAAUAUAUCUGACUUAAAUGAAGUUUUAUCAGAACAUUUAUUACACAAACUAUUAGUCCCGUUAUAUGUUUAUUCUUUGAUGAAAUACAAGAAAGUUUCGUGCCAAACACAGGAUGAAAGAAAACAUGUCAGCGUUGUAGUAGCACUUUUUCUACUUUCUCAAGUCUUUUUAAUAGUAUCGCACGGCCCUCUUGUACAUACAUUAGCGGUCAUAAUGCUCAUGUCUGACUUGGAGACAAUUCAAACUGGAACAAAUAUAGUUCUGGAAAAGUUUAAAGAUAUAACGUCAAACAAGUCUGUCAAUUUUACAUUAUCAAAAGAAACACUGGAAAAGUCGUUGGAAACGCUAAAUGAAACGUUACCAAUUUCCGAGGUAUCUUGCAACAAAGAAAGUGAUGUAAAAAAUAUAAAAGAGUUGGUUGUAAGCGCGAUUGAUGAAUCACAAGAAUUUAAUCAUCCGAGUACGUCUUCCAAUGCUGCUUCGACAGUGAAUAUCCCCGUUCUUAUAAACACACCAAUAAAUAGAAACAUUCCACAUGAAGAAGAUUUAGAGGAAAUUAAGCAAUUGAAUGUGACGGAUGAGGAGAAAGAACAACGCUUGGCAUUGGAGAGUCCCUUGAUAUCUCAUCAAAGUCAGAGUGACCUAUUUGAAUCCUUGGGGAAGAAACCAUUUUUAGAAACAAUAAUCAGCUCCUUAUUAUGCGCGGAAAACGAUUAUGCUGCGUUAUUCGCGCUUUGCCUACUGUACGCCUUAGCUAAUAAUCGAGGUAUAAGUCGUAAAACUUUGGAUAUAAUCUUGUCUCCAUUCCAUAAUAAUACAGCUAUUAAAAAUUCAUAUAAUGAAUUGCUCAUGGAUAGAUUGAUUCAUAUUAUAACUUUAAGCUGUCAGACCAACACCAGAGUGAGACUUGUUACAUUGGAAUUAACCAUUAAAUUAUUAACACAAUUGACGGUGUCCGAAGGACAAUGCCUAUUACAAGAGUCGCAUCUAGCAGCCAUUGAAGCGGCGAAAGAACAAAGCACAUCCCUGCUCAAAAACUUCUACAAGAGUGAAGAUAUUUUCUUGGAUAUGUUUGAGGAUGAGUAUAGUGAAAUACAAAAACGACCGUUGAAUGUCGAGUGGCUAAUGAUGGAUAGCAAUAUUUUAUUGCCUCCUACAGGCACACCUAUGACUGGUAUUGAAUUUAGUAAGAGACUACCGUGUGGUGAGGUGGAAAGAGCACGACGCGCGAUAAGAGUUUUCUUCUUGAUAAGAGAAUUAGCUCUGACGCUCAAUAUGGAAGCAGAAACUCAAUUACCAUUGACCAAUCCUGCUAAUUGUGUACAAGUUAACAACGUUCUUGAUCUAAAUAAUAGCGAUUUGAUUGCAUGUACUGUCGUAUGGAAAGAUGGUCAGAAAAUUCGCCGUUUCUUAGUCAUUGACGUUGUGCAAUUGAUUCUCGUUGAACCUGAUACAAGCAAACUUGGAUGGGGUGUCGCAAAGCUAGUUGGUUUUUUACAAGACAUUGAUGUGGCCGGUGACAAGGACGAUUCGAGAUGUUUACAUCUGACAAUUUACAAACCAUUAAAUAGUAGUACAGGCAAUCGCAUACCGUUAUUGUCGGCUAAAUUUAUUUUUGACGAUCACAUUCGAUGUAUGGCCGCUAAACAAAGGCUAACAAAGGGACGAAUAAAAGCCAGACAAAAGAAGAUGAAUCAAAUUGCAAGAUUGUUGGACAUUCCAACAAGUAUGCCUCAUUGUCCGACACCACCCAACUAUGCCUUGCGUGGUUUACGACACGAACGUAUUAUCGGGCGUGGUCAAAGACCGCAAAAGGAACAAGCAAGGCCGAUGUUUAUGGUAAACAAAGUUCCUGGAUUUGCUGCCCAAAUGCGUAGAGAAAAUAUUAGACCAGUGGCAUCGACUUCCAAAUGCGAUGAUGUCAGUUCGAAUGAGAAAGUUCAUGAAAAUGGUUUACGAUCUAGAGACAAUUCGCCUAAGAUGCCAAGGCCGCGAAGCGAGGAGAUUCCUUUGGAUGAUAUGCGUAUCCGCAAAGCUUCUCUUACGACGAAUGGGCUAAAUACAUCACAUAUGUGUCUAGAAAGAAGGGGUAGCCAAGGCGCUACUUGCUCGAACAACAAUGAAUCUUCAUCUAUUAGAAAACAUUUAAAUGAAGAAACGUCUUUUACAUCUUCGCAAGGGCAAGAAUCUAAAUCACGUAGAAAAGGUCAAGUGGAAACUGUGUGAUUACAACAGUAAAAUUAAUUUGACACAAACUGGUGACUUGAACUAAAUACA
Molecule: messenger RNA, 3456 nt
Organism: Cataglyphis hispanica
Lineage: Eukaryota; Metazoa; Arthropoda; Insecta; Hymenoptera; Formicidae
Gene: ema
Product: protein CLEC16A homolog
Exons: 14
Coding region: 382-3405 (1007 amino acids)
Biological process (GO): regulation of autophagosome maturation; endosome to lysosome transport; endosomal transport
Cellular component (GO): endolysosome membrane; late endosome
Source: RefSeq, a predicted model, not a curated record